Dissoconium aciculare CBS 342.82 is the source of this 640-nucleotide messenger RNA. RefSeq lists its product as uncharacterized. The transcript has a single exon. The record is from RefSeq and is a predicted model, not a curated record. Bases 27 to 635 code for a protein of 202 amino acids. Lineage: Eukaryota; Fungi; Ascomycota; Dothideomycetes; Mycosphaerellales; Dissoconiaceae.
GGCUACAAGUCUUUGGUGGGAAGAAGAUGGGCGAGGUGUGUUUUGCCUUGCCCUAUCUGCCUGCCUGUCUGCCCCUGCUGAUCUCCAUCUCCAUCGGAAAACUGUUGGACUCCCAACACAGGGCAUCUUUUCAUAGGCGCGCUACCGUUGCCGCUCACAAUUUCACCCUUCGCACCGGACUCGAGCCUAUUUCACGCUAUGACUUGUGGUAUCUGGGUGUCGCCCGUCCGUCACAUCUCUCUCUCUCCUCAACGAGUGCGCAGGCAGGUCUUUGGAGGAUGAUCUCGUCCCAUUCCCUUUGUCGCCUUUCCUCCGCCAUUGCGCUACAUCUCACGGAAAUCGAUGGGAAAGUCUCACGGGAAUUCUUCACGAAAUCCGAAGUCGACCGGGCUCAGAAUUUACGUGGAAUGCCGUUUGUCCAGUGGGCGGACCUCCCCCUGCAUAUUGGCUGGCUGCAUCAUGCUCCCUCCCAUUCGUCGGGCAUGACGCCCAAGAUCUUGAUGAUGGAUCCGGAUCAUCUAUCCACAAUCAAUGGGCAAUCGAUCGAUGAAUGCUCGAUGGAAAGUACGUCCAAUGACCCGGAGAGCCGUAGAUGCUCUCAAUGGGAAGAGUUAUUCGGAGAGUACUGGACUUGAUGGUA